This is a messenger RNA of Neopelma chrysocephalum (saffron-crested tyrant-manakin), 2390 nucleotides long. It is a transcript of the gene FASTKD2, whose product is annotated as FAST kinase domains 2. NCBI's taxonomy places the organism in Eukaryota, Metazoa, Chordata, Aves, Passeriformes, Pipridae. Gene Ontology annotation, cellular component: ribonucleoprotein granule; mitochondrial matrix. The transcript is spliced from 12 exons. Gene Ontology annotation, molecular function: RNA binding. Bases 347 to 2362 code for a protein of 671 amino acids. Gene Ontology annotation, biological process: regulation of mitochondrial mRNA stability; mitochondrial RNA processing. The record is from RefSeq and is a predicted model, not a curated record.
CGGCUGGUGCGAUCGGCGCCAGGCACGGCCCGGCCAGCUGUUGCGUCCGGGAGCUCCGAGCCGGUGCGGAGCCGCCCAAAGACCUCUGUCCCCUUGUGCCGUCCUGCUCCGCUGGGCAGUGCUCCCGGCGCCUGGGGGGAGCGAUCCCGAAACCCAGCGGCUUCUCCCCGCCUGGUGUCCCCGGCCCGGGAGUGAUCCCGCGGGUGAGCCGGGCAGGCGGCUUUCCCGGCGGGUGGCGGCAGGGAGAUCAGUGAUCUUAUGCACUUCCUCCAGAACUGUUUCCAUUUGUAGAAUUUCAUCGGAUUUGAGUUGGUAUUUGAAGUCUAUUCAUGAGGAAUUAGCAAAAAUGAAUAAGAGAAUAAGUUAUUUGUUAAAUACUGUUAGAUACCUGCAUAGGUACAGUUCUGUGUUGACUCCCAGAUCUUCAGGCACAACAAGAAAACACAUUUUAUGGAUUAGCAGAUACAGGGAUCCCUUGGGAAAUGUGAACUUCAGGGAGUUAUUUUUAAAUAUUUUUCCUUCUCUGCAUGGAUCAUCACUUCGAUUUCUAUCUCAAAAGACGGAUGUGUUUAGCACAGGUGCAGAGGCUUUGGUGAGUGAGCAGGCUUCCCAGAGCUCCUUGGAAGCAGAAAAGUUGGAUGAUUCUGGGAGCUUCAAAGCGAAGCAUGUAGUGGGUCAUAAUGACCCAUUCUUUAAUAGUCUCCGGAAAUGCACCUGUCCUUGCGAUGCGCUGGACUUGGCUUCCGAGUCUGCUCUCUCCAUCAAGCAUUACACGAACUGUUUGACCACCACGUGGAGGCUCUUCAAACACAUGUCAGAGGAGCAGCAGCGCUACGAGAAGCAGCUGAUCUUUGAGCACCCGGCCUUUGCCAAGCUGUGCCAGCAGCUGCUGCGGGACUCCCGCAGGAUGACGCGUGGGGACCUGGUGUUCAGCCUGCACGCCGUGGUGAACCUCGGGGUGCCCCAGAACACGCUUCUGGUCCAGACUUUGCUGAGAGUGUGCCAAGAGAAGCUCAAUCAACUCGAUAACCGAUGUGUCUCCGUUUUGGCAACUACUUUAUCAGGGAUGGACAAAGACAAGAAUGUGAGCGCUCUUCAAGCUGGAUUACAGUUACUAGUGGAGCAGCGCAUUUCAGGUAUCAAAGACAUCUUUAUUCUGCAAAACCUGAUGAAAUGCAUGGGAAAAGAUGUUCCGUUUUUUCUGAAAAAGAAAUUAGAGAUGGCAGUUUUGAAAGAAAUAGAUCAUCUGACUUUUCCGAAUGCUCUGCGUGUGUUUUUGGCUCUUGUUGCAAUGAAUUAUUGUUCGUAUCCAAUCCUGACUGCCUGCAGUAAAAAGAUCCAGGAAAAUGUCCAUGAUGUUCCAUUUCGGCAGUUAAUUCUCAUUCUGGAAGCUUGUCACACUCUCCAGUACCGUAAUGUAAAACUGUUUUCAGCAUUAGCAGACUACGUUAAUUCCACUGCCUGCCUUUGGGACAAAAGACAGAUUAUCCUUUUUCUUUCUGCCUGUGAGGCACUUGGCUUUCAGCCUAGUGAGUUGAUGGAGAUUUUUGCUGAGAAGCUGACCGAAGACCCUGAAUUCCUUAACUUGAAAAACCUUUUGAUUGUUCUCCGAGUGUAUUCACGACUCAACUAUGUUCCCAGAGUCCAAAAGCAUCGGUUUUUUGAGACCCUUCAAAGCUGCUUGAAUAAAUGCCUGCCUCAGAUUUCCGACACAGAACUGCUGAAGGCAGCAUAUUCACUCUGCAUGUUAGGAUAUCUUCCCCAUCAAGCACUGGAUGAGCUGCUGCAAAAGGACAGCAAGGAUGAACUUAUACUGUCAGAUGGUCUUUACAAAGAACAAAAGGAAAUGAUGCUUUGCUGUGUGAAAACUUGUAUGGAACUUGAUAGCCCUUCCUUCACAAAGCCUGCAUUUGUGGUGACCGAGAAUUCGUCCUCAUUGGUCUCUCUUAAUCUCAGAAAGGCUCAGGAGGCACUGAUAGAGCUUCUAGGAGAUGAGAACAUGUUUCGGCAAAAUGCUCAGCUGCCAUAUAAGUAUCACGUUGAUUUUGAAAUCAGAAUGGAUUCAGAAGGAAAAAAAGUGCUCCCUAUAGCUGCAACAGAUGAUAAUCCUGACCCAGGUGUUCAAAGAUUGGCUCUUCUGUUUGUUCCUCUGUCUGCUUUCUGCAUGGGUACAACACACCCCCAAGGGAAGCUGGCAAUGAAGAAGCGGCAUCUAAAUAAACUGGGCUAUCACGUGAUUCUGAUCCAGAACAGGAAGUUUCAGGAAAUGACAAAUGAAGAAGCAGUUGAGUUUUUGAAAGGAAAAAUUUAUUUAGAAAAUGCUUCCUCUUCUUCUGAAGCAACUGUGCAGGAUAAUAAUUAAAAUAAACUAAAAAUUUUGGGUCUCCUGA